UGUCUGGACACCACGUCACCCUGAUUCAGCUGCCAUCACUGGAAAGCUGCCAGGCCUCUGAAGAGGACAUGUGGAAGGAAACACUUGAAUGCCUCCGUCUCUGCGUUUCUGGAGUCGACGCCUUUCUACUCAUAAUUCCGGAAGGCCACCAAACAGAUGAAGACAAGUCAGCUUUGAAAACAAUUGAGCACUUUUUUGGAGAAGAAGUCCGUGCCUUCUGCCUGACAGUGCUUAUGAGACCAUCAGAACAGCUCUCAGAGACUAGACAUGGGGACUCUGUAGUACAUCAGGGAACAGGAACUUCAGAAGGGCCCGAUUUCAUCAUGGAUCACGCCUCGAAGGUUAAGCCACUCUUGGAGAGGGUCAUGAAGAUGAGAGAAGACAACAGGGGCUGGUACUCCUGUGAACUGCACAGCGACUCUCAAUUGAAAAACCACCUGAGUUGCCACAGUCAGUUUAAAGAGAGAGUUUUUAAACUCGAAUGUGAGAUCAACGAGUUGAAAAGCUCAAAGCAAGAUCUUCAGGAAGACACAAAGAAUCUGAGAAUUGUGCUGCUGGGAAAGACAGGUGAAGGGAAGAGUGCCAGUGGAAACACUAUUCUGGGGAAAGAAGUGUUUAACGAGGAUUCAGCCUUUGAAUCAGUGACAACUGUUUGCCAGAAGGAGACUGUCAUUAUCAAUGGAAGACCGAUAACUGUCAUUGACACCCCAGGAUUGUUUGAUACGGAAACUGACAACACAGAGAUUAAGAAGGAGAUUGUAAAGUGCAUCGGCAUGGCAGCUCCUGGGCCCCAUGUGUUCCUCCUGGUGAAACAAGUGGGCCGUUUUACAGAAGAGGAAAGAAAGGCUGUGAAGGAGAUUCAGGUUAUGUUUGGUGAUCAGUCUAGAAUGUACACAAUUGUGUUGUUUACGCAUGGGAAAAAACUGAAGGGCAAGUCUAUUGAGCGUGCAGGUAGUGGGGUGAAUAGUCUUCUUCGUGCAUUCGGAAUGAGAUACCAUGUCAUUGACAACAGCACCAAAGAUAAUAAGGUUCAGGUCAAUGGUCUUCUGAGUAAAAUAGACAACUUGGUGGAAGUGAAUGGUGGUACCUGUUACACCAAUGAGAUGUUUGAGAAAGUAGAAGAGGCACUCAAACAGGAGCAGGAGAGAAUACUUCUGGAGAAGAAAGAGACGAUUGAGAGGGAAAAACAGGAACAACUGUCCAAACAUGUCGCUGAAAUGGAGAAACUGAAGAAGGAUAUGGAGGAGGAGAAAAGGAAACAGGAUGAGGAGACGAAAAGGAGAGAGGAAGAAUUUAGGAGCAAGGAGAAAAGCAUGAGAGAGAGAAUGAAAGAAGCCAUGGAGAAAAUGGAGCAGGAAGACAGACGCAAAGCCAAGGAAAUGGAAGAGAAAUAUCAACGUAAGAGAGAAGAGAAUGAAAAAUGGAUAAAAGAACGGACUAAAGAAAUAGAGUUGGAAAGAGAAAAAUGGGAGACAAAGGCAAGGGACGAUCAGAAGAGGAGAGAGGAAGAAGAAGAGAAGAGAAAAAUUGAAGAGGAUCAAAAGAGGCAAGAAAUGCUAUUCAAUGAAAGAGAACAAUACAACCGUACAGUGCAAAUCAUGUUGAAAUCAUUUGAUGAUGAAAGUAUGAAGAAAAAACAUGAAUAUGAAGAGAGAGCAGAAAAGGAGAGGGAAAAGCAGAAAGAGCUUGAGGAAAAGAUAAAACAUUCAGAAGAAAGUAAAGUCAAGGAGCUGGAGGAACAGAAAAGAAAGCAUGAGGAGGAGUGUCAAAGAAAUCUGGAAAAAGAGGAGAAAAGGCUGAAGGAAGAAGAGUCAAAGUGGAAUGAUAGACUUGAGUCCAUGAAUAAAGAUUGGGAAAAUAAACAAGAAGAGGAGCGAAAGAGACACGAGAAGGAAAAGCUGGAGGAGCAGCAGAAGAGAGAUGCUGAGGAGAAACAGAGGAAGAUACAAGAGGAACAGGAGAGAAAGAAAAUGUGGCAGGAUACUGAGAGAAAAAUUAAAGAUACAGAAGACAGGAUGACCAAGCUUCAGCUAGAGUAUGAUCAAAUGCUUCGGGAAGAGAAGCAUCGCAGUAGAGAACGAGAAGCAAAACAGAGAGCAGAAAAGGAGGAGGAACUGAGGUUACAGAGGAAGCUAUUUGAUGAAGAGAUGCAAACAGAAGUUAAAGCAAGCGAAGAGAGAGAGAAAAGAAAUAUUGAAUAUCUUACAAAAGCACAUGAGAAAGAAAAAGACCAUCUGAAGAGAGAGGUGGAGAUGGAAGCCAGGAGGCAGGCGGAGGACGAGUUUAACAAAAAACUGGACAGAAUAGUUGAAGAGGCAAAGCUGGAAGGGUAUGAAGAGGGAAUUAAAACAGUUCAGUCAGAACGAAGUCAGGCUGGCAGAAGUCUAGAUGAAAUUAUCAUUAAAUAUUUAAAUGUUGAUUUUUCGCACAUUUUCACACAAUUGAACAGAUGUGGACAGAGGAAGAAAUGAAUACCUGACAAAAAAUGUCCUUCAGAAUGUUCUGCAGAACUUCAGACCCGUAUCCAAACUGCCUUUCAUG
Molecule: messenger RNA, 2541 nt
Organism: Engraulis encrasicolus (European anchovy)
Lineage: Eukaryota; Metazoa; Chordata; Actinopteri; Clupeiformes; Engraulidae
Product: golgin subfamily A member 6-like protein 25
Exons: 2
Coding region: 69-2471 (800 amino acids)
Molecular function (GO): GTP binding
Source: RefSeq, a predicted model, not a curated record